Arabidopsis thaliana (thale cress) is the source of this 1171-nucleotide messenger RNA. RefSeq names its product Lateral organ boundaries (LOB) domain family protein. Lineage: Eukaryota; Viridiplantae; Streptophyta; Magnoliopsida; Brassicales; Brassicaceae. The record is from RefSeq and is marked reviewed. The coding region runs from base 144 to 569 and encodes 141 amino acids. The transcript is spliced from 2 exons. Gene Ontology annotation, biological process: positive regulation of DNA-templated transcription.
CUUCACUCUGUUCUCUAUAAAUACUCGUUUCAAUCUUUCUUUUUUCCCACUCUACAGAAAAAAAAAACUAUAACAAAAUCGGCGACGAUGCCUAACAAACUCAUUUUCUUCUUGAUUCUCACAUCAGAUCAGUCAUCAUCUUGAUGACAUUGCAAGGCUCUUCCGGCGUAAAUAACGGCGGUUAUGUCAACCAAUGCGCCGCUUGCAGGCACCAACGCCGUCGUUGCACACCGGACUGUUUCUUUCGUCCUUACUUUCCGGCGGAGCGACAUCAAGAGUUCCAAAACUUUCAUCGUCUACAUUCCAAUACCCGUCUCCAAAAAAAGCUCAAAGAAUUAGGAUUGUCUCCGGAGGAACAAAGAGAAGCAAUGAGCUCGAUCAUAUACGAAUCCAACAUACGCUCUCAAUUCCCCGGCCCGUCGGUGGCUGUCACGAAUACAUUUUCCAUCUUCGAACCCAAAUCGCACUCGUCACCGCUGAACUACGUCGCACCCGUGAUCAAAUCACCGCCGCUUUCUUCAAUCCCACCGCCGCCAGCUUCUUUAAUUCCGCCGCUAACAACUUCUUAGAUCCCUCCUCCGCCGUAAAUCCUUUUCGAAACCUCACCGCAAACAACGACGAUGGCACGAUCGAAUUCUUGAGCGGCGGAGGGUAUUGUGGUAAUUUCGUACACGAGGAGUGUGUGACUGAGACUAGGCCGUUAAUCUUGGUUCGAAUCUUUUUUUUUUUUUUUUUGGUAAAAGGUUGGUUCGAAUCUUUCCCAUGCAAAUGCCAACGAAAAUGACGUUAAUCUUGAAGCGUUGGAACAAGAACAACUAGGUGGUGCUCCUCGUAACAACGAUAUCGAGAGAGUGUUUCGUGAAUUCUUUACUGAUGAGGAAAUUAUGUCUCUCUUGGAAGCUCAAGUUUCCCGCCACAAGUGUGCAUAUCAAUCUAUGACCAAGGAUGAUGACUUCCCAUUUCCGUAGAUCUUUCCACUUUGGGGAUGAACUAGUCUCGAUAGAGAAGAAUAUCUUUUGUACUUACUCUCUCUUUUUUUUUUCGUCGUACUUACUCUCUCGUAAAAAUUCUUUUACUACUCUACAUUCUCUUGUAGGCUUUUCUCCCAUUUUCAAUAUGUAGAUAACAAAAAAAAAAAUUACUAUACGAAAAGUAAAAUACAGUUUAGACU